Molecule: messenger RNA, 1953 nt
Organism: Fonsecaea multimorphosa CBS 102226
Lineage: Eukaryota; Fungi; Ascomycota; Eurotiomycetes; Chaetothyriales; Herpotrichiellaceae
Exons: 2
Coding region: 1-1953 (650 amino acids)
Molecular function (GO): long-chain fatty acid transmembrane transporter activity; long-chain fatty acid-CoA ligase activity
Source: RefSeq, a predicted model, not a curated record
AUGGCUCUCGCAUUACCAGCCUCUACCGCAGCCCUCGCGGCGCCGACUGCUUUGGCCGGACUCGCCUACCUCGAUGCCCGCUGGCGAGUCUCGGUCGACUUGGAGCUCAUUCUCAGUCUACUGGCUUCCCAAAGAGCCUUUGCAAAGAGAGAGGCAGCAGAUCGGGCCAACUCCUUCUACCUCAUUGAGGGACAUGCGCACAACCCAAAGGUCGCAGACAAGACCUUCAUCAUCUACCAGGGCAAAAGAUGGACCUUCAAACAGACAUACGACAUGGUGCUGCGCUAUGCGGGAUACCUGCACACCACUCACUCGAUCCUGCCGGGCGAGAUCGUCGCCAUCGACUUUAUGAACUCUCCUCAAUUUCUCUUUCUGACCAUGGCUUUGUGGUCCUUGGGCGCCCUGCCGGCCUUUAUCAACUACAACCUGACCUCGACCUCGUUUAUCCACAGCGUGAAAACGUCCUCGGCGAGGCUCCUGAUCGUUGAUCCCGAAAUCGAGUCCAAGGUUCUGACCGAGGGGAACAAGACUAUCUUCUCAGGCCCCAAUUUCCGCAACAAUGCCUUCCCUCUGGAGGUGGCAGUCUUGACUCCCGGCCUCCAAUCGUCCUUGGAAUACUUUCCUCCUUACCGUGCACCUGACACUGCUCGAUCCGGCGUGGUCGGUCGUGCUCCCUGUGUCCUGAUAUCCACGUCCGGGACAACGGGCCUCCCCAAGGCUGCAAUCGUGCCUUGGGACCGUACCGUCGUUGGCUCCGGUCUUGUUGCACGUUGGUUGAAUCUGCGUCCCGUCACGUCAUCCAAUCCAGACAGGUAUUACACUUCCAUGCCGCUGUAUCACUCCUCUGCCUUUCAGCUGGGCUUCCACUGCUGUCUUGUCCGAGGUUGCACGUUGGUCCUGGGCCAUAAAUUCUCCGUCUCACAUUUUUGGGACGACGUCGUUGCGGCCGACGCCACGGCCAUCCAAUAUGUCGGCGAAACCCUGCGUUAUCUACUCGCCGUGCCACCUCAGCCAGAUGACCGCACAAAACACAAAGUGCGUCUGGCAUUCGGAAACGGCCUCCGCCCAGAUGUAUGGGACAAAUUCCGCGCCCGGUUUGGAAUCGAGACGGUGGCCGAGUUCUAUGGCGCCACCGAAUCCGCCGGAGCGAGCUUCAAUAUUUCACGCAACACUUUCUCGUCAGGCGCCAUAGGCCAAGCUGGUUUCCUGGGCACUUUGCUCCUGAAGUUGAGGCAGACCAUCGUCAAAGUGGACUGGGAAACAGAAGCGCCUUAUCGAGACCCCAAGACAGGAUUUUGCAUCCCCGUACCGCAGGGUGAACCAGGCGAAUUACUCUACAAGAUCGACUCUGCCGACGUUGGUGCCAAAUACCAAGGGUAUUUUGGCAACAAAAAGGCCAGUGACUCUAAGAUCUUGCGAGACGUGCUGAAGAAGGGCGACGCCUAUUUCCGCUCGGGAGACGUGAUUAAACUCGACAAAGAGGGACGUUCCUGGUUCAUGGACAGAAUAGGCGACACCUUUCGCUGGCGCAGCGAGAACGUGUCAACCGCCGAAGUCGCCCAGGCCCUGGGUCAACAUCCAGCUGUUCUCGAAGCCAACGUCUACGGGGUGGCAAUACCGCAUCACGAGGGCCGCGCAGGGUGUGCUGCUGUUUUGCUCAAAGAUAUCAGCUCGCACACGACGCCUGUGCCAGAGAAUCUUCUCGAGAGUCUAGCCAUGUACGCAAGGAACAGUCUCCCCAAAUACGCCGUGCCGGUGUUCCUUCGAGUCGUGACGCAGGUCAUGGCGACGGGGAACAAUAAACAGCAAAAGCACGUCCUCCGGCAGGAGGGGGUAGAUCCGGAGAAAGUGGCCGAGGAUAGGUUGUUCUUCUUGAGGCCGAACAGUCAGAGAUAUGAGCCGUUUGGGAAGAAAGAAUGGGAGAUUGUCAAGAGUGGAAAGGUUAAACUGUGA